Meira miltonrushii is the source of this 2220-nucleotide messenger RNA. RefSeq lists its product as uncharacterized. The transcript has a single exon. The coding region runs from base 25 to 2175 and encodes 716 amino acids. Gene Ontology annotation, molecular function: protein binding. NCBI's taxonomy places the organism in Eukaryota, Fungi, Basidiomycota, Exobasidiomycetes, Exobasidiales, Brachybasidiaceae. The record is from RefSeq and is a predicted model, not a curated record.
CCUUCAACAAUCGAAAAACUCAACAUGCUAAAUUAUCAGGCAAAAGAUCCAACGGCUCUUUUGCCCAAUGAACUUUUGGUACAUAUUGCAACUUAUUUAGACAUACCCUCUUUGGCAAGAUUGGAACGAGUUUCCAAAGCAUGGAAUGCACUCUUGAAAGUAUACGAUAAUCGUUGUUGGGCUCAACAUGUUGAAGGAUAUGAAUACAACAAGGAACUAUCAUUACAAUCAAUGAAAGCUCAAAAACAAAAGAAUAGCAUUGAUCAACAAUACUGGCAACCGGUAAAACGAUGGAAAGAUUUCGUAUUGAGACAAAAUGCAUUAGCAGAAAAUUGGACAACAGAUUAUCCAAACGUCGAAACAAGCGUCGUAGGAUAUACACCCGCCAGAGAGAUUGAUCCUAUCGGGAAUCCAGCACCGAUUACAUAUUCAAAAAAGACUGGUGAAGUUCUUCCCGUCAUUCAUGCUGGACCGGCUUCUUCGUAUGUCUGGCGCGCAAGGCUUGAUCCUGCUCCUGAUGCGCAAUUCAUCAUCACUACAUGGCUAUCAGGCGGCGUUCGCGUGAUCGAUGCUCGUCCUGAUGGUAAUUCUGCAGUUCUAUGGCAGUUACCACGAUGGAGCGUACGUGCAUAUGCGCAUUUAGAGUAUCGAGAUGGCAUUGCUUGUUGGGAUAGCGAAGAUGGAAUUGAGGUUUGGAAAAGAUGGAAGCUCGUUCAAGGAGAAGAAACAGCAGAACAAGAUGAACCUGCAAACAAAAGAGGUUCAUUUGUCAAAGUAGGAACUGUUCCGGAUAUGCCAGGUAUGCGUGGUUUCAUGCUCAAUGAGGCUCUGCAUUUAUCAGUCGUUUCAUCGGCCGGUAGAUCUUGCACCUACAACGUGGCAGCUGCUAAGCCUGAAUCGAUUCGAAAUUUUCCCAUCAAGGAAAAUGCAUCAUGGGUGUACGAUUUCGGAAUUCGCAGGGGAGCAACAGGUCAUAUCGAACAUGAUUUGGACAAUGUCGUUUUUUGCAUGGGACACGACGGAUACUCAGUGUACAACAAGGAAACGGCAACACAUUUGGGCGAUUUGCGAUUUAAUGAAGGCGGCUUAUUGACAGCAUUGGAACAAUGCGUUUCAACCAAUUAUAUGUUUAUUGACUUUUGGCCUUAUCUACCCAAACGACAAGAAGAUAGUGUAUUCAGAAGGGAGGUUGUGGAAUAUUUUGAAUCGAACGAACAAGCAUUGCAUAAAUUACACGGAACAUCUGAAACGGAUGAAUCUCUUGAACCACCAGAAUUGCUUCCUGAACUGAGAAGGAAUCGUAAGCCACACAUCAGAAGUGACGAAUGGGGAGCAACGAUGAUUAGACAGCUGGACGAUGGCGCAACGCUCAUAGUAGCACGUUCGGCCGGUGGAAGAUUUUUAUUUUGUACGGAUUUGUUGGGUUUACUGAAAUGCAUCGAAGAAGGUUCACAAGAGAUGUUAGAUGCAAAAGUUCGAGAAUGUUUGGCGAUAAUCGAAUGUGGUGGAACACGUUGUAUAACUGAAUUUCGAUCAGGUGGCUGGCUCACCGUACAUGCCGGUAGGGCUGCAUGGGAAAUUGAAGAUCGGGUUUACAUCAUCGAAUUACCACGAAAACGGAAUACGAUCCCCGGCCCAAAUACAAAGGUGAUGACAAUGAAUGGCAGAUACAAUGGUGAAAUUGUAAUGCCUCAAAUUUCCGUUCCAGCUUCCAUUCUAUCUUUGCAUGAUGAUUGUUUGGUGUCAACAUAUCUUCACCCUGCAUACAUUUUAUUGGAAGGAGAAGUGGCCGGGCAAGCUAGAUGGGAAACGAGUGUUUUAAAAAGCGUUCGAAUCGUUCGAUUUGCACCAAAGGCUUUAGAACCAAAAGUUCAACCACCACAUCAUGACCCUUCGGCAAUCUUUUCACCGGAUUAUCAUGCUAAUCGACCACAAUUAGGACGCAGAGCGCUUGACGUCCAUCAACAAUGGUACAUCACCAGUCGAUUGAUGGCAGGUAAUGCGAUUCGUGUGGAUGAUGAUAAUGCUAUAUGGGCGGAUAUGGCAGACGAUGAAGAAGAAUUCGUAGAUGUGGACGAUGAAGACUUUGAGGACGUUGACGAUGACGAAUUUGCCGAUUUGCAAGCAUUGGAUGGGGAGGAGGGAGAAGGUCUACAUGAAGAUGAAAUUCUUUAGUGAAAGCAGAUUUGUAUCAUAAUUUAUUACUAUUCAAUGUAUAAG